Messenger RNA from Ooceraea biroi (clonal raider ant), 3260 nucleotides. RefSeq names its product peroxisomal biogenesis factor 1 (gene Pex1). Lineage: Eukaryota; Metazoa; Arthropoda; Insecta; Hymenoptera; Formicidae. Gene Ontology annotation, biological process: protein import into peroxisome matrix. The record is from RefSeq and is a predicted model, not a curated record. Gene Ontology annotation, cellular component: peroxisomal membrane; peroxisome; cytosol. Gene Ontology annotation, molecular function: ATP binding; ATP hydrolysis activity.
GUUCAUGGCGGUGUUGUUCCUUGCACCAAAAUGCAACACGAACGUUUUGCCGUGAAAUUUGUUAUAGCGAACAGUUGUUUCGCGCAACUGCCGGAUAUCUGGCUGCGUCGUCUGGAAACUAAGGAGAAUGUGAUUGAAAUAUUGCACAAUGGAAAGACAUAUUAUCUUUCUUGCAUCCCUUGCAUGAAUAUCGAUAAAACGCUAUGCAUUGGAGCGACUUUCGCAAAAACUUUAAACAUUCAAGAGGAGGAUGAAGUGUUCGUAUCCUCCGUGAAAAAUGUGCCUACGUUGAGUAGUAUUAAAAUUGCUCCUCGCACGACGACUGAUCUCGAACUUCUGGAAUUGCUAAAGGAUAAGGUGCAAUCGAAUCUUUUGAAUGAAGUGAGAAUUGUCGCGAAAGGACAGCCAGUCGUGGCGUGGAUCUCAAAAUUUUCUUCCGUGACUUUUAUUGUGGAUGAUUCAGAGCCGAAAUUUGCAUACGGCCUGCUCGAACAAUUCACAGAAGUGCAUGUGCUUGAUGCAAUUGCGAAUUCCAAAAUGGAAAGCGAAGAUCAGAAGGCCGCGACCAACGAAAGCAAUCCUUUGGCCAAAAUUUUGUCUUGCUUCACUAAAGAAAAGGAUGAUCGCUAUUCGAAGGACACUGCUGCAAACCAGGCAUUGCUGCAGAGUUUUCGGAAAAAAACCGCACCUUGCGUGUUUCGUGUAUAUCCUCUGCCAAAGUUCCGAUCCUUCGAUCAAUCAAACCCCUACGAUUUGAUUCCACGAUGUCCCUUUCACAUCCUGAUUCCAAGGAACCAUUUGCCGAAAGGCUCGCAAUGGACGAGUGGAAUAAUGUGUAAAAUAAAAAAAGUGCUGGAAAGUUGGAAGGACGCCAGCACAAAUGCAAGAGACGAAAUUCCCAAAAAUGUUUUGAGAGACGAUUCCUCUGACCCGAAAUCAAAGCUUGUGGCAAGGAUUUAUAUUCUUGAAGACAUUUUGGAGAAGUGUUCCGCGUCAGACAGAGAAUAUUUCGAUUUUAAUUCGAUUCAUUGCGCCGUAUAUGUAUCGAAUGAUGUAAGGAACUAUCUAGAAUUGAAAGCUGGAUGUAGAGUAAUCGUGGAGAUGAUUGAGGAGAGUGAACAGCCGAAACCAUCGUUGAUAGACAUUUUUCCGUCGAAUGAAUCGAUCACGGCAGAAGUGUUCAAAAGUUACGUGAAAAUUUAUUCGAAACACGAAGCAUUGCUGCUCAACUCGCACUCGAUGAUUUCACUGGACGACGACAACCGAUUUAUCAUAAAGAUGCUACCUGAGAAUUGCAAUUACGCAACGAUCGAUGGGAAGGACGUAAGAAAUUUGACCAUCGAUAUUCAUUCCCCCAUAAAUUUGAGCGAAGCGGAAGUUCUGGAGGGUCAUACGAAAAAAUCCUUAAAUCUGGAGAAAAUUUCCAGAAGAUGCAUGAAGGGUAUCCUUGACGAGUGCAGGAUCGCGCUCGACCUCAGCUUGGGUUUGCGGGGACGGAUGGAGUUUCUCUACGAUCGGGAGAACAUUUUGAUCUGUGGUGGCGUGGGCUCCGGCAAAACGACCGUCUACAAAAUGUUAAUCGAGCAUUAUUGCGAGGCGCCGUAUUUCGUGUACACGUUCGUGAUCAAUUGCAGGUCGCUGAGAGGCAAAAAAGUGGAAACGAUACAACCGCGCAUUAAGUCUGCGAUGAGUGAAUGCGCUUAUUAUCAGCCAUCUAUACUAUUUCUGGAUGAUUUGGAGAGCAUUACUAACGCGUCAUUAAAUGAUGAAGAAAACACGCCGGAGGUGAAAAAUGCUUCCAGAAUUACUGACAUGUUGAUCAAUACUGUUACGGAAUAUCAGAAAUCUCAUUACAUUUCAGUCGUCGCCACUUGCGAUGGCAUUAGCAAAAUCGGCUCAAAGCUGCGACCAGCGAAGGGAAUGCAAUUUUUUAGGACAGUUUUACAAAUUCCUAAUCUAGAAAAGGUGGAUAGAAUCGAUAUUUUGCGAUUAACGCUCGAGGACAAGUUGUGCGUGCCCGGAGACAUGAAUUGGAAUUACUAUGGAAACAAGACCGAGGGCUGGAUGCCUCAGGAUCUCGUUGAUCUGGCGGAAAAGGCGAAAUUCGUCGCGUGGAAGCGUCACGCUUCAUAUCAUUUGUCACCAGCAACGGAAAAAUCAAAACCACCGAUUGUUGUGACGGAUAAGGACAUCGAUACCGCAUUGAAGAAUUUCGUACCGAUGUCCCUGCACGGUGCGCAGUUGUACAAGAGCGGUGAACACUCCUGGUCCGAUAUCGGCGGCCUGGCCGAUACGAAGAAGUCUCUCAUGGAAAUUCUGCAGUGGCCACUCAAGUAUCCGGAGAUCUUCAAGAAUGCUCCAAUAAAGCUGCAAAGUGGUGUUCUAUUGUACGGAAUGCCCGGCACUGGCAAAACGAUGCUGGCCAAAGCGAUCGCCAGCGAAUGCGGCGUGAACCUUAUCAGUAUUAAGGGUCCGGAAUUAUUAUCAAAAUAUGUAGGCGCCAGUGAAGAGUCUGUGAGAAACGUGUUCGAAAGAGCUCGUCGUGCCAAGCCGUGCGUUCUGUUCUUUGAUGAAUUUGACAGCCUCGCGUCCAGGCGUGGAGAAGACAAUACGGGGGUUACUGAUCGAGUGGUGAACCAGCUGCUGACGCAACUCGACGGUGUUGAGGAUCGCGAGGGAGUGGCGAUCGUGGCAGCAUCCUCAAGACCAGACUUGCUGGAUCCCGCUAUUCUGAGACCAGGACGACUCGACAAGUAUUUACACUGUCCUUUGCCGAACGAGACUGACAGGGAGGCAAUCUUUGCGGUUUCAUGCAAUUCUCAAAAUAUAAAUCAGACAGAACUGGAUUUGAAGGAAUUGGUUCAGCUUUCUAAUGGAUUCACAGGGGCUGAUAUCAACGCGGCGAUUACUCUAGCGAGACUUUCGGCGUUUGAGACUGCUUUGGCUACUGCGGCGGACAAUAAGAUCGAUGCAGCCGAUAUCAAAGUUACGCAAACACAUCUGGUGGAAUCCGUCAAAUCCACGAAGCCAUCCUUGUCCACGGCGGAAAAGCUGAAAUACGAUAAGAUUACUUUUUCCAGUUAUGCCAGAUUUUCCAAGGGGGAGAACUUUACGGAGGAUUUGCGGAAAAAUCAAAGAGUAACACUAGCUUAAUUAGAGAAUCCUGGAUUUUUUUAAAAGGGUGCCAAUGUUUUUUCUAACGAGAAAUGUACUUUUGUAAUGAAAUCAAUAAAAUGUAAUAUAAAUUAGCAAAAAUACAA